GCAUGGCUGAGCAGAAGCCGAGGGGUAGGUGUACAGGGAAGCGGGCAAGUUCGAGCUCCCAACGCCGGGGCCGCCGGGGCCAUGGACGGCCUGCGACAGAGGUUCGAGCGCUUUCUGGAACACAGGAAUCUUGCCACCGAAGCGCUCGGAUGGCUCGAAGCCUGGACCGGUGUCGAGAAACGUUAUCUGGCCGUGGGAGCCGUCACUCUGCUAAGCUUAUACCUUCUGUUCGGCUACGGGGCCUCUCUUCUGUGCAAUCUAAUCGGAUUUGUAUACCCCGCAUAUGCUUCAAUCAAGGCUAUCGAAAGCCCAAGCAAAGAAGACGACACUGUGUGGCUCACAUACUGGGUGGUGUACGCCCUAUUCGGUCUGGCCGAGUUCUUCAGCGAUCUACUCCUGUUCUGGUUCCCUUUCUACUACGCGGGCAAGUGCGCCUUCCUGUUGUUCUGCAUGAGUCCGGGGCAGUGGAACGGAGCCCUAAUGCUGUAUCGCCGCGUCGUUCGACCACUCUUCCUAAAGCAUCACGCAGCCGUGGACAGCGCCCUGAGCUGCCUCAGCAGCAAAGCUCUGGACGCAGCAGCCGGAGUAACCAGGGACGUGCUUCAGGCUCUGGCUCGCGGCCGAGCCCUCGUCACCCCAGCACCGGUGGCACCGGUGGCACCGGUGGAACUGGUGGCGGAGGUGGAGGUGGCGGAGGUAGCGGAGGUAGCGGAGGUGGCAGCGGCGGCAGCGGCAGUGGCGGUGGCGGAAACCCCCACCACUCCGGAAGCCCCCACCACUCUGGAAGCCAGCCCCAAACCAAGCUUGAGUCCCCUACGGAAGGACAAGGACAAAUGAAGCAGUCCCCUAGUCCCAUGGUCAUAGAGAAGGUGCGCACAGACGAUUCCCAGCCCACAGACGCCUCCGCAGACACCCCGGCCGAGAACCAACCUAGAUCCUCCAGUCCAGGCAAGUCCUCUGGGAGUCCCUUACGAACCAC
Molecule: messenger RNA, 979 nt
Organism: Perognathus longimembris pacificus (Pacific pocket mouse)
Lineage: Eukaryota; Metazoa; Chordata; Mammalia; Rodentia; Heteromyidae
Gene: Reep6
Product: receptor accessory protein 6
Exons: 6
Coding region: 82-837 (251 amino acids)
Source: RefSeq, a predicted model, not a curated record